AUGACACCAUCAUGUCAUGGAUUGGAGUGGGUUUCCUUCGAGGACCCGGGGGGGGGGGUGCUACACACUUUAGGGCUACCCCGCCGUGUCCGCUUCUCCGACCCCAUUCCCCCGGCCGGUCCAGCCCAUCAACCAGAGUCCCGACUUGACACGCACGUCUUUGUGCGGCUCCUCAAGAUCAUUGUCACCGUCGACAGCGCCCCCAUGCAUCCACCCCAGCGGCAGGAACUAGUAUGGAACAACCGGUCAAAGGGAUGGAGGCUGGCUGGCGAGAGGAGCGAGCGGAACAUCGGAGAUGUUGGCGAGCUGUUCGACGACGGGCCUGCAAACGGCUCGCUUAGGGUCAUUCUUGCACCUACAUUGCAUCGAGGGGCCCGGGAGCCAGUCGAGGUCUCGUGGGAUGCGUCGAGGUGCUGCUUUCAGGGUCAGAGUCAGGACGGUGGGUGUUUAGCCGUGGCCCUCGGCGAGAUGAAAGACAUGGUCAAAGACCCGUGGGCUAGACAGUUCACUGCUUAUGGCCUCUGA
Molecule: messenger RNA, 525 nt
Organism: Diaporthe batatas
Lineage: Eukaryota; Fungi; Ascomycota; Sordariomycetes; Diaporthales; Diaporthaceae
Exons: 2
Coding region: 1-525 (174 amino acids)
Source: RefSeq, a predicted model, not a curated record